Molecule: messenger RNA, 1428 nt
Organism: Erythranthe guttata (spotted monkey flower)
Lineage: Eukaryota; Viridiplantae; Streptophyta; Magnoliopsida; Lamiales; Phrymaceae
Product: zinc finger protein ZAT3
Source: RefSeq, a predicted model, not a curated record
UCGUUAACUUAUUCACCAAGUCUUGCACUUGAAAUUACUGUAAUGCUGAUAAAGCGGAGAAGAAUAUGAUAUGAAAUGACACGAUGAAACGGGGUUAGUGGAAGUAAGCAGCUGUUUGAUGAAUUUCAACACGUGCCAAAUGGCAAUGCCAAUGCAUUACGUAAUAGUUCCCACUUCCUCCAUUAACCGCCUCACCAGUAAUUAGAGGGAGUAAUUAGUAAAUGGACCCUUAAUAAUAUAUAAAUUAUAUUUGAUAGAGAGAGAGAGAGACACAGAAAACUGAAAAGGAUAGAGUUUGAUAACUGAAAUACAACUACUGCAAAUUAAACUCUCUCUUCCCUGAAUAACCGCCGCCCCCACGCCGCAUUUGAUAAGUAGACUACUUACAGCACAUUCUUCCAUUUCUCUUUCUCUUACACUUUUUUCUAGGUUUUGAAAUGGAGACCAACCACAGCAGCAGCAUCCCCUCCGAUUUCCGACCUCCAACGUUGUCUUCUGGUCAUGUCAUCGGAGAACCUAGUAGUAGCUCCUCCCCUUUCCAUCCAACAACCCUAAUUUUCAACCCCAGACACCAGACCAAGAAGAAGCGCUCCAAGUUCAUCAGAAUCGACGCCACCGCCGCCGGGCUACACAGUACUAAACCCACCAGAAAGCCUGACCCCUCCGCCCCCAAAAUAACUCCCCCCUGCACCGAGUGCGGCCGAAAGUUCUGGUCAUCGAAAGCCCUCUUCGGCCACAUGCGCUGCCACCCCGAGCGCCAGUGGCGUGGGAUUAACCCCCCGCCCAACUUCCGACGCACGGCGGCGGAAACAAUUUCCGACGAAAGAGACUACUUGUAUUCUUCUUCUUUGUUGACCGAGGAGGAUCACGAAGUGGCCGCUUGUCUGUUGAUGCUGGCUCAUUCCGCCGCCGCUCCUCCUCCGGAAUAUUCUGAUUCGGCCGGUCAGCACAUAGUUGAUGGGAAUUGCGGGAGGUUUGAGUGCGCAAGUUGCAAGAAAGUGUUUGGUUCGCACCAGGCUCUUGGGGGCCAUAGGGCAAGCCACAAGAAUGUCAAGGGCUGUUAUGCAAUUACCAGGAAUAAUAAUUCAACCGCUGCAGGUGGAGGAGAUCAUCAUCAGGAACAAGAAGAAGGAGAAGAAGAAUUAGAGUGGUACUCAGAAGAUAAUAACAAUAAUGGGGGCCACAAAUGCAACAUAUGUUCUAGGGUUUUCUCAAGUGGUCAAGCAUUGGGUGGGCAUAUGAGGUGUCACUGGGAUAAGGAGGAAGCUAGGGUUUUUGGUGGAUUCGAUUUGAAUUUGUCCGGUACUGCUGGUGGUGCCACCACCACACCUCCUCCUCCUCCUCCACUUCCACCAGUUGUUGAUGAUGAUGGUGAUGCUUCUUCCCCUUAUUGUUCAGGCAUGGCUUUGGAUUAAAGGUUAGGGCUUU